Molecule: messenger RNA, 1461 nt
Organism: Dendronephthya gigantea
Lineage: Eukaryota; Metazoa; Cnidaria; Anthozoa; Malacalcyonacea; Nephtheidae
Product: latent-transforming growth factor beta-binding protein 2-like
Exons: 13
Molecular function (GO): calcium ion binding
Source: RefSeq, a predicted model, not a curated record
ACUGAAGGCUUUUAUUAUUGUACAUGCAAACAAGGCUAUUCAGGAAAUGGAACAAAUUGCCACGAUGUCAACGAAUGUAGUGCAGGUUCUCAUAAUUGCAAUUUCAAUGCAUUUUGUAACAAUAAUGACGGUUCUUUCAAUUGUACAUGCAAAAAUGGUUACUUUGGAAAUGGGAGAGACUGCCAAGAUGUCAACGAAUGCAUUAUAGGAACUCACAAUUGCCAUCAAAAUGCCUACUGCAACAAUACUGAUGGGUAUUUUAAUUGUACAUGCAAACAAGGCUACUCAGGAAAUGGAACAGACUGCCAAGAUGUAAAUGAAUGCGAAACUGAUUCACCAUGUCAUUCCAAUGCUACGUGCAACAACACAGAUGGAUCUUACAUUUGCACAUGUGAUUCUGGAUUUACUGGAGAUGGAUUAACUUGCUCUGAUGCAAAUGAAUGCAAAAUAGAUUUUCCUUGUCAUUCUAACGCCACGUGCAAUAACACAGACGGAUCGUAUAUCUGCACAUGUGAUUCUGGAUAUACAGGAGAUGGAUUUAACUGCACAGAUGACGACGAAUGCCAAAGAGAUUCCCUUUGUGAUUCAAAUGCAUCUUACAACAACACAGAAGGAUCAUACAUUUGCACAUGUAAUUUCGGAUAUAGUGGAGAUGGAUUUAAUUGCACAGAUGUAAACGAAUGUCUAACCGAAUACACAUGUCAUUCCAAUGCUACGUGCAAUAACACAGAUGGAUCUUAUAUCUGCACAUGUGAUUCUGGAUAUACUGGAGAUGGAUUCAACUGCACUGAUGUCAACGAAUGCCAGACAUCUUCCACAUGUGAUGCCAAUGCUUCGUGCAACAACACAUACGGGUCUUACAUGUGUACUUGCGAUUCUGGAUAUAGUGGGGAUGGAUUUACAUGCCCUGAUGUAAACGAAUGCCAAAAAGAUCUUCAAUGUCAUCCAAAUGCUACAUGCAUUAACACAUUUGGAUCUUAUAACUGUGAAUGUUUCUCUGGAUAUACGGGAGAUGGUUUCACCAACUGCACUGAUGUGGAUGAAUGCCUAACAUCUCCCCCAUGUCAUUCCAAUGCUAUUUGCAAUAACACCGAUGGGUCUUAUACUUGCACAUGUGAUUCUGGAUAUACUGGAGAUGGGUUAACCUGCUCUGAUGAAAAUGAAUGCCAAAGAGAUUUCCCUUGUCAUUCUAACGCCAUGUGCAAUAACACAGACGGAUCUUAUAUCUGUACAUGUGAUUCUGGAUAUACUGGAGAUGGAUUUAACUGCACAGAUGUAAACGAAUGCCUAACCGAAUACACAUGUCAUUUCAAUGCCACGUGCAGCAACACAGAUGGAUCUUACAUCUGCGCAUGUGAUUCUGGAUAUACUGGAGAUGGAUUCAAAUGCACUGAUGUCAAUGAAUGCCAGACAUCUUCCCCAUGUCAUUCCAAUGCUUCGUGCAACAACACAGACGGCUCU